Messenger RNA from Colletotrichum siamense, 2295 nucleotides. RefSeq lists its product as uncharacterized. The record is from RefSeq and is a predicted model, not a curated record. Lineage: Eukaryota; Fungi; Ascomycota; Sordariomycetes; Glomerellales; Glomerellaceae. The transcript has 3 exons. Bases 1 to 2295 code for a protein of 764 amino acids.
AUGCAAGAUCUCCUUCUGCGUGGUGCCCUUGUCACCCUUUGCAUGCUGCUAUGGUUCAGAUUAGCAAACUCGCAGUGCAUCCUUCCUGAUGAUCAAGGUGUUAUCAAGCAGUAUGUAUUGGUGGUCGACCAGACUCCUGUGCGUCUGAGCGCCGCCAUCUGCUCAAAUACCACGAUUACCGUUGCUGGCACCACCGUGCCAGUGACAAAUGCUCCCACAGUUUUGCUCUCCGACUUUAUUGUCGAGAACACCAUCACAUAUACCUCAACUCUAAGCCCAAGCGCCACUUUCAAUGGCCCGGUCUCAACAAUCACGAGGGGAGUGCCUCAAGGCACUGCUCUCUCAACUAUUGUUUUGGGACCACAAGCAAGUUCUGAAGUUGGCACGGAGAUUAUUUUGGAGCCGUUUCCCGCAGGCCAGCAAGGCCCAUUUGAUCCUCAGAACGCCAUUUCGUCAUCCUUCAAUCCAGCCCAGUCAGCGCCUGGAUUCAUUCCUGAGAACGCAUUUCCCGAACGGGUCGAGACCAUGACUGCACCUUGGACCGGCACAGUCACGUCGACUUUAGCGCUUCCUGCUCAAGGCACAGACGACAUCGAAAGGCAGAUCAUCUUGACACCGGCCUCAGCGCCGUUCCCAGGUCCAAUAACAGCUGCUACAAGCCCAUGGACCGGCACAAUGACCACGACAUUGACGAUACCACCUGUUGGUACAGACUCCAUCGCCUUGCAGCUCGUCUUGACACCCGCCGAUGGGGCUGCACCUACGGGAGCGGCCCCGGCUGGGUUGUUCACUACUUUGACAGCCAUCGGUACUGCACCAAUCACAUCAACCGUCCUUUUGCCCCCAGCGGGUAGCGAUACUGUCGGAACGGAAAUCAUUGUGGUGCCAACUACUGUUGGGGACGAUGAUCCGGACAUUUUCCCCGCGGUAUAUGUUCCAACAACCGCAACCGGGCCUGGGACACUAACAACCACCUUCACAAUCCCACCUGCUGGAACAGAUACGACUGGAACUCUGUUAAUUCUCGAUCCGGCCUUAACUCCAUCACCUUCCAGCGAUGGAAGCGAUGGUGGCAGCGACGACGGGAACGACGAUGGUCCUCUCGAUGCCUUUUUUGGCCCGUUCACAACUGUUACUGCCCCCUUCACAGGCCUUGCGCCAACAACUAUUGAUCUUCCACCAAGUGGAGGUGAUGGCACUGGAACUAGAGUCGUUCUGACUCCAACUCCGCAGCUCAGGCCGUUCAACGGACCUGUUGUCAGAGUUGCGGCAACCGUUACUGGUACAAUCUUCACCACCGUAACCAUCCUUCCAGCACUGGCGGAUGGCACAGCUACUGCGAUUGUUAUCAAUCCAGCAAACACAGAUCCUGGCGUAGCUCCCGCCGGAAACUUGCCGGCUACCCCAGCCGUGAUUCCAGCAGGACCUACGGGACCACCAGACUUUGGCGUCCUAGAUCCAAGCUCGGCACCAGCUGACCCAGUGUUGCCUGCGAUAGUCUCACCUGUAGUUCCGGGAGGAAACAACAUCUUUACAAGCACGUUCGACGGUUCCGUCACCUCUACGAUCACAUUCCCUCCUGGACCCUCAGGCCAACCAGGUUCGACGGUGAUACUUGUUCCAAGUAGCGUUCAAGUGCCCACCACCGCAGCUUCAAUCCCGGUAGACCCGGCUCUUUUCUCCAGCAACAACGGCGGGCAAGCAUUAUCAGCCACAACUGGUUCCGUGGUUCCGUCUAAUGGCCCCGGAAACACUGUUUCCCCUGCUCCUGGGCCCGUCACUUCGACAGGGCAGCCACUGCCUAGCAGCUUGGUACCCUCCCAAAGCGCUCCUCCAGCUGGCGGGUCUUCCGAAGUUCCACAAGACGCCAGCGUGUUGUCGCCCACGUCUCCUAUAACCCCGGCUACAUCCUCUUCAGCUGGACCCUCGCAGGGAACCAAUACUGCCGCUACUGCCGUCUCAAGUCCUAGAGUUGCAACUUCCUCGCAAGGGGGGCCAUCCAGUCAGCCUGUUGCUCCUACUUCAGUGGAUCCGAACUCUCGUACUACUUCAACAACUUCGGACGUAGUUCUUCCCGACUCACUUACUUCCGCCAGCAGCAACUCGGGUACCUCUCCAUCCACGACAAUCAUUAGAUACGAACAUCUCGAACACCCUUGCAACGCCGUCUACAUCUUCACCUUCGACGUCCCCCACUGGGAGUAUAGUUCCAGACGUUUUGCAAUCCACAUCAAGUACCCAGUCAACUACUGCAACCUCGAGUACUACCGGACUUCAGACUUCGUCCACAUCUAG